Molecule: messenger RNA, 267 nt
Organism: Necator americanus (New World hookworm)
Lineage: Eukaryota; Metazoa; Nematoda; Chromadorea; Rhabditida; Ancylostomatidae
Exons: 2
Coding region: 1-267 (88 amino acids)
Source: RefSeq, a predicted model, not a curated record
AUGAAUCUUCGUUCUAUUCUACUCUACUCUCUACAGAAGGUGAUCAUGGAACCGAAUACCGUACUUGCAUUGUUUGCACCUAGCUACUUUGCAGUGUGCACAGAAUAUAAGGGAUCCAAAGAUCGACCCAAUUUCUGGCUUCUUCGUAACAAGAGAGGUGCCACGUGCCCAGUUCAUGAGUCAUCCGGAAGAAAUGGUGGUCCGAAAGAGCAAUGCCUGGCGGGUGGGGUAGGACAUCCCAUCGAAGCACCUGUAACGUUUCCUUGA